Plenodomus lingam JN3 is the source of this 270-nucleotide messenger RNA. The record is from RefSeq and is a predicted model, not a curated record. Lineage: Eukaryota; Fungi; Ascomycota; Dothideomycetes; Pleosporales; Leptosphaeriaceae.
AUGUUGCCAUUGUACGAUGUUGAAAUAGCAGUGCCAUUUGGAAAGACGGGGAAGUCGGUAGAGUACGCAUUCAGCACGUCCAUGGCUGAGCGGUCAGUAGGAGUAAUCAACCGCGGUGCGGGAGCGCUGAGAGGGCUUGCUUCCGAUCUUCUGUCCGAUCCUAUCAAGGAGGUGCCAAGUAAGAAAAUGGGCAAAGGCCUUGGCAAGACUACCGUAGUGUUCACGAUCUUCGUUGUGCCGGGAAGGGAAGGACAAUUGGGAUUCAGGUGA